AUGCAUCACGAGCUGUUUGCACAAAUAGUACCUCUAUACACACAGAUCGUUCAAGAGGAUCCCGAAUUCACAGACGUCAUUGACAAUAUAACAGUGCCGGCGGGACGUAAUGUCAAAUUGGCCUGUUCUGUUAAAAAUCUGGGCUCGUAUAAGACUGAGGCAGAAGUGAAUGCAAAAAUUGAACAGGCUAUACAAAAUCCACUCGGCCACUUCCAAAAUAAUAAAGAAUAUGAGGAGUUUGUCGAGCAAUUAGAAAUAAUUAAAAGUCUACAAGAUCUCGAAAAAAAGGAAAAAUUCUACAAGAAUUUUCAAAAAUACAACAACCGACGAUUGGAGCUUGAGCGUGACAUUGAAUGCCGUGCCAAGCAGCUGGAGAAAGAAGUUCACACAUCUGCAACAAGUGUUGAGUGCAUAAGAUUCUACUACAGUCAAAAAAUCAAAAUCGAAGCAGCAUUGACCGAUACUAACGCUCAGAAGGAGAGAAGCUUGCUUGAAAAUAGCGAACCCUGCCCUGCCUCUGUUGCAGGUGUUGACGAGAGCGACUUCUACUACGGCUCCUACUACGAUGACGACUAUGAUUACUGA
This is a messenger RNA of Drosophila navojoa, 585 nucleotides long. RefSeq lists its product as uncharacterized. Lineage: Eukaryota; Metazoa; Arthropoda; Insecta; Diptera; Drosophilidae. The record is from RefSeq and is a predicted model, not a curated record.